UGAAUCGUUGAAGCAGUGAAAAGUUUCAGCUGAACUGGACUGUCCGAGCGGUUGAAAAAACUACUUUGGCUGACAGGUUUUUUUGGGUGUCGAACGUCAAGGGGACAAACAUGGCGCUCACCGACGCUGACGUUCAAAAACAGAUCAAGCACAUGAUGGCCUUCAUUGAGCAGGAGGCCAAGGAGAAGGUUGAGGAAAUUGAUGCUAAGGCCGAGGAGGAGUUCAACAUCGAGAAAGGUCGUCUGGUUCAGACGCAGCGAGUGAAAAUUAUGGAGUACUAUGAGAAGAAAGAAAAGCAGAUCGAACAGCACAAGAAAAUCCAAAUGUCCAACCUGAUGAACCAGGCGAGGCUGAGGGUGCUGAAGGCCCGUGACGACAUGAUCACGGAGUUGUUGAAUGAAGCUCGUCAAAGACUCACAGAGAUUGCUAAAGAUCCUGCUCAGUACUCGGUCCUGUUGGAAGGUCUGGUGCUUCAGGGAUUUUAUCGACUGCUGGAGCCAAAAGUGACGGUUCGCUGCAGACAGCAGGAUAUAGAAAUGGUUCAGGCUGCAAUCGAUAAAAACAUCCCGAUCUAUAAAGAGGCUGUAAAGAGCAACAUCGUCGUCAGAAUCGACCAGGAACGGUUCCUUCCUUCAGAGAUCUGUGGAGGAGUGGAAGUUUACAACGAUAACGGGAAGAUUAAAGUCUCAAACACUCUGGAGAGCAGGCUGGAGCUGAUGGCACAGCAGAUGAUGCCUGAAAUCAGAGAGAAGUUAUUCGGUGCCAACCCGAACCGCAGGUUCAUGGAUUAACGGUGGAUUUGCAGAGAGGCCAAAGCGUGCACAGGUGGAGCAUUUAAGGUGACACGAGAGUGAACAAGAGUCUUACAAUCACACACCAAUGAGGAGGCUCAGAGAAAGCCGGGUAUACAUAAAGAGAUGAUCCAGAUGUGUUUAUACAUGUUUUAUUUUUGUACUAAUGGACUGAGUAUUAAUUCAGCGUGUGCACUUUUACUGACUUGCCAGUGGGCUUUAUUUUUACCUCUCUGGGGUUUUCCAAAGGACUGCUUUGACUUUCAGUCGACCUGCAUUUCAUUUAAGGAAGUCUGUUGCGAUCGACCAUACCCCCACAGCGGCCAUGUUCCUGUGACGUCACGCUCAAGGUGGGAAUCUCAGACCUGGUUAUCAUGUUCUAGCCAUAUUCCAGGUUGUCUGUCAUAAAAAAGUCAAGAUUCUGAUAGCUAUUUUUAUUUAUCGUUUUCUGAAUGAACAUUGACCACGAGGAAAACGGAUACUGAAAAUCAUGAGAGAGAUCAGAACACAUGUUAACCCGUUAGCUACCAUCAGGCUAGCAUUGACAUCCAACAACUUCCUGGGGCACAGAGGGCAUACUGGUUGGUUCAUGCAUGGAAGUUAGUAUUCUAGGUCCAGCCUGUUGUUCCUUACCCCAAUCUCUCUCUCUGAUUUCUUUCACUAUUCACUGUCAAAUUUAGGCGAAAAGCCACCCAAAAAACAUUUCACACUUCAUUGUUAACACUUAAGUUUGAUAAGUAAGGAUACGAUAGAAAAGGUGAUUAAGAAAUAAAGAUAAAAAUGAUGCUGGCCCCGCCCCUUUCUGGGGGAAACAUUCCAUAAAAAUGAACGGUAGUCAAUGGAAAGAUGGGGUCAUUAGCAACUAAAAGCUCAAAAUUUGAAAACCACGCGGUUCAAUAGUCAUUAGGGGACAAAAUCCAGUGGCCAGUGAGAUAAACAUCAUGUAGGCCAUUUAUGUCACAGAGCGAUGGCUAGCUUAAAGUCAUUAAGAGCAGAGCACCGGUCCAACAUUUGCCCGCUUUAUUCCUCUAGUUUUAGCUGAAAGACACAGAACUCUUUUUAGUCAUUUAGUCAGAAUAACAAAACAUGCCUUACAUUAUGGCUUUUGGAUUUUUCAUUAGUUUUUUAUUUUUUAUUUCAUUUUCACUUUCUGUGUUCGAUUUUAGUUUUGUUUUUAUUAAGUUUUGACUGCUGGUUUGUUAGUUUAGUUUAUUUUUAAUUUCCAAAACUGCUUCUUUUUAGUUUAGUUUUUAUUAGUUUUAGUGUUAGUUUAGUUUUUUGCGGAUAAAUUUCAGGGCUAAGUGAGCAGUGAGAAAAAGUGGCAAAAUAGGGCAGUAUGUGGCAAAAACAGGUAAAAAGUUACAGGUGGCAAAAAAUGGCCAAAUAACAGCAAAAAUGUGGCAAAAAUGAGUGUAAAAGUGACUAAAAUGGCC
Cheilinus undulatus (humphead wrasse) is the source of this 2224-nucleotide messenger RNA. It is a transcript of the gene atp6v1e1a, whose product is annotated as ATPase H+ transporting V1 subunit E1a. Bases 111 to 791 code for a protein of 226 amino acids. The record is from RefSeq and is a predicted model, not a curated record. Gene Ontology annotation, molecular function: proton-transporting ATPase activity, rotational mechanism. NCBI's taxonomy places the organism in Eukaryota, Metazoa, Chordata, Actinopteri, Labriformes, Labridae. Gene Ontology annotation, biological process: proton transmembrane transport. Gene Ontology annotation, cellular component: proton-transporting two-sector ATPase complex, catalytic domain. The transcript has 9 exons.